Messenger RNA from Paramecium pentaurelia, 137 nucleotides. The record is from the annotation of a GenBank genome assembly. Lineage: Eukaryota; Ciliophora; Oligohymenophorea; Peniculida; Parameciidae.
AUGUCCAAAACAAUCAUCAGAACCAUGAUUAAACAGAAAAAAUCAAGUAAUCCCACUAUGAAAUAUUAAUUUAAGGGAAGAGUAUUGGAGAAUGUGAGGAUUUUGAGAUAAUGGAAAAGAGAAUUAUUGAAUUUUGA